Miniopterus natalensis is the source of this 702-nucleotide messenger RNA. RefSeq names its product signal sequence receptor subunit 4 (gene SSR4). The record is from RefSeq and is a predicted model, not a curated record. Gene Ontology annotation, cellular component: endomembrane system; endoplasmic reticulum; membrane. NCBI's taxonomy places the organism in Eukaryota, Metazoa, Chordata, Mammalia, Chiroptera, Miniopteridae.
CCCGCCCGGCCUGCCAGCGUCUGAUUGGCUACCGCGUCCUCUUGCGCGUCGUGCUUCCUAGUCUGCUCCUCGUGUACAGUGGAGUCGCUCUUUUUACCUCGGCAUAGAAGAGGCGAUGGUGGCGCUGGCAUCUCUCGGCGCAUUGGCGCUACUCCUGCUGUCUGGCCUCUCCUGCUGCUCAGCAGAGGCCUGUGUGGAGCCCCAGAUCACCCCUUCCUACUAUACAACCUCUGAUGCCGUCAUUUCCACUGAGACUGUCUUCAUCGUGGAGAUUUCCCUGACAUGCAAAAACAGGGUUCAGAACAUGGCUCUUUAUGCUGAUGUCAGUGGAAAACAAUUUCCUGUCACCCGUGGCCAGGACGUAGGGCGUUAUCAGGUGUCCUGGAGCCUAGAUCACAAGAGUGCUCAUGCUGGGACCUAUGAGGUCAGGUUCUUCGACGAGGAGUCCUACAGCCUCCUGAGGAAGGCUCAGAGAAAUAACGAGGACAUUUCCAUCAUCCCACCCCUGUUCACAGUCAGCGUAGACCAUCGGGGCACCUGGAACGGGCCCUGGGUUUCCACUGAGGUGUUAGCCGCAGUCAUUGGCAUAGUGAUCUACUACCUGGCCUUCAACGCCAAGAGCCACAUCCAGGCCUGAGGCCAGCACUCCCAGCCCCACUUGUUUCUUUCAAUAAACAGAGGCUCCUCACUUGCAUUGCUGCA